UUUUUAAUGAAACGAUGAAUCGGACAUUAAAUUAGAUUUAUGUUCAGCAUAAAAACUCAUGAACAUCACCCAACCCCCCAAUAAAAAGGUUAUUGUUAUAUUCAGCCAACUUACAUGUACAUGACAAAAUGGAGUUUAAUCAAUGAUUGAUUUGAGAUGAUCGAGCUUUCAAGAGUGACUGUUGGAAACAUAAAUUUUAGCCAAAAAGUUCUAACAUUUCUUAUAUUUUAACUUGAGGGGUCAUAUUACAAUAUGGUGAAUUAUGUAAUGCAAUGGUGAUUGCAGUGAAUGAAUUGGAAUGUUCAGAAUCAAACUGGUUAUGAGAGCAUAUAUUAUCCAUUUCUUUUUUUGUUGUAAUUUACAGGCACUGAGGGCUCUCGAGCCAACUUUCCAGUUGGCUAGUUAUUCAAACAGAUGCUACAGGAAAGCCACUCUCCUUUUCGAUGCAACUAGAGAAUCUACUGGAAAGGAUUUGAAACAAUGUUGUUUCAUGAAGCUACAAGGACUCUCAGAAGAGGAGCGAUAUUCACUUCUUCUGGAGGCGACCUUGUCUUUGAAUGUUAAAAAGAUGAAGGCGGAUGCCGAUGAACUGAAGGCAAUGAAGAGUCUGAAGAGCGUGUUUGCGAAGGGAGUUGGGGCUAAGACGUGGGAAGAGGCGAUAGAAAGAUACCCAACCUUCACUUCAGAAGCAGCCCUGGAACCCUAUGUUGGUAAAAAGUAUACAAAAGGUAACAUCCCAGAGGUCUUCCUGGAGCACAUCAGCAGGGCCAAGAGAGACAUGGACAUGAAUGCAGACGACAUCCCAGCCCUUAUGAUACAAGAACUAGAAGAGGAUAUCCAGUUAUCCUCAACACCAUCGGCUACUACCAGAAUCUUCCUGACAAAGGACAUCACAGCGAUAUCCAAAGUGGUCAGCCAACAUACCCGACACGAUGUGCAUAUAUUGCAUAUUGUCCAGUCCCCAGUAGGAGAUAUUCAAGAUGUCAACCAUAAUGUCUGUAUGCAGUAUGGUAUUGUCGUGUCUAGGAGGAGGGGUGCUGGCACUAGCCAACUCUACAUGCCAUCAAGAUCAGACUUCUACAAAUAUGCAGUGGAGCAUUUCACUUCUAUUGAUGAAGUGGUUCUUGACGUUGGAGACGGACUGCUGGCAAGGGUUGCAGCAGAAUGUGGACGAAAUGGGAGGAUGGUAGAGGAGACAACACUGUCCAGCACAGAAAUAGAGGCCAUGAUGGGUGCUGCAGACUCGGAGGAGAUUCUAGAUGCAGAUCUAGUAUUAAGCAUGGACCAGACGUGUUCUAUACCUUAGUGCAUUUUGUUUCUCUCAUUUCCUCACCUCGAUCACUACCUCAUUUAGUUCUGAAAAAUCUUGUUAAGAUAUGUGACAAACUAACGUUUUUAUGUAAAUAUUUUUAUACAGAUAUGGCUGGUAGGGUGUUUAUAUAUCAUUCUUUUGGCCGCUGGAGUUGUAUUUUCAUGAGGGAAAAUAAAACUCCUUUAGGUAGGCUAAAGAAUAUGUAUUACAUACAUAACAGGAAAUAUCUAUUAUAAUAUUAGAUAACCUUGAUUAAGACCAAGUCAUGGUUUUUACAUGAAAGUCUGAACACGAACAGUUUAAUAGAGUCUGAUCUACAGUAGAUAUCCAUUGUCUUCGCCUUUCUUCUCUGUGCUUAGCUGUUAUUAACGAAUAUUGUUGAUACAUGAAUACAUUGUCUUAGCUCAAGCGCGUAUGCUCCUACUGUUAUCGUUGACCAGCUGGUCAAUAUAACCAUCCAGAUGACCGGGCGUGAACUGUUAACAAUAAAUUGCAGUCCCCAUAUCACUUGACAUGCUGUGGACCAAUCACACCUUAGCAACUCUCUGAGCUAUCUAAUACAAGUAUUUAAGUCUAUGUGUAGAUGUGUUUUUAGUUUAGUAGAUAGGUGGCUGGACUACCGAUCAUUAGGUACAUGUAUGUGGUUCAAAUCUCGGCCACUUCACUAAGGUCUAGCUUUGGCAAGACCUUAACAUACAUUUACUACACUCAAACUAUGUUGUACCAAAAUAUGUAGCCUAGUUAAGGUCAGGUAACAUACAUGCAGGAGCACCUUGCUAUAUAGAUGAGCGCUAUACUAGAGUGCAAUAUUAUUAUUAUUAUCUUUUAUUAGAGCAUAUUUUUGUCUUGCCAAGUGAACUUGAUUACUUUGAAGGUAAUUUCAAAGGCACAGGGUUGGUGAACGUGACUCGUCACCUUAUUUAUUUUUCUAAAGCAUCAACACAAAAACCCACAUAUUAUUAUUUUAUCAAGGAUAAAAACUCGGUCACAACUAUUGGGCCCUUGAUUUUGUUACCAUCUUGUCAAAAUGAAACACUCGAUCUAACUCAUUUCCAAGCAUCAGAAGACGGUUGUUGAUAUCAAUGAUGUAGUUGGAAGAUCAUAUACUUCAAAGUUAUAAUCAAGGAAUUAUCAGAGCUGGAGUCCAAACUGAGGAUAAUUUAUGCAAACAUCUGGCAGAUUCCAAAGGAUAGUCAAUAGAAUUAUUAAACUGCCUUGGUUCUUUGAUAUUUGAUGCGCGAUGCCACCAAAGUAAAAGAAAACAUUUUAGAGAGGAUGUGAACUUUGUGGGUUUUUGUUUGCACAGUUGAUUUAUUAUAUCAAUAAACAUAGAAAACAAAUAGGCAAUUGUUUAGUAAUUAUGUACGAUGCCACUCUGAAAAUCCCAUUCCUCAACAAGCAAGAUUUCUUGAGAUAUUGCCUUAAGAGUGUAAUAAAUAUGUACUGCUUCAAGUACAAUAUUGAUCCCUUGCUGAUUGCUUUUCUGAUUUUCAUAUUUUAUAUGGUACUAUCAAGAAAAUAUUUCUAUUAAAUUAAAUCAACCAGAGUAAAGUCCACAUGUGUCCACUCAUGGAAUUAGCAACUUUAAAUCUUGUAUUUUUGGACGUGUAUCUGUUUGCUUACACCUGGUUAUACCAUUCAUGAGCACUUUCUGUGUAACCAAUUAUCAUUAUAUUGAAUACCUUUAAUUGCAUAUGUGCAUCCUCUGUAGCAAUACUGGCCGCGGGUGUUUCAUCGUUAGUUCUUUUGAAUCAAUGUGCAUGUAUUCGGAGAGCGCAUAUAUAUUUGUCGUGGUUGUUGUGGCAUUGAGCCUACUUCAGAGGAAAUUGUUAAGCUUUUACUCCAGCUGUAAUUACUCCUUGUUAU
Messenger RNA from Strongylocentrotus purpuratus (purple sea urchin), 3178 nucleotides. RefSeq lists its product as uncharacterized. NCBI's taxonomy places the organism in Eukaryota, Metazoa, Echinodermata, Echinoidea, Camarodonta, Strongylocentrotidae. Bases 299 to 1306 code for a protein of 335 amino acids. The transcript is spliced from 6 exons. The record is from RefSeq and is a predicted model, not a curated record.